Messenger RNA from Rotaria sp. Silwood2, 1011 nucleotides. NCBI's taxonomy places the organism in Eukaryota, Metazoa, Rotifera, Eurotatoria, Philodinida, Philodinidae. The record is from the annotation of a GenBank genome assembly.
AUGGAUGGUACUAAACUACCAGUUAAGCCAUGUGUACGUAAAAAAUUGCGUCAUAUAUUAACAAAGCAACCAACUGAUGUUGUCACCAGCACAAAGACCACCACCAACUCAAAUGUGCCACUUGUCAUGGUAUUUUAUUUCGAGGAAGAAGACAUUCCAAAUGAUCCUCGGCGGCCUCAUGUUCCCAAAAUAAUUAAUGAAGAUACAACAAACAAUUUGGAUAAACCACAUAAUCUACCAUCAGAUAAACAAUCAUUAAAUAAGCAACCACUAGGCGAACAAUCAUUAAAUCGUCAACCAUCAGGUGAACGAUCAUUAAAUGAUCAACAAUUAGGUGCUGAAUCAUUAAAUGAUCAAGCAUUAAAUAAUCAAGCAUUAAAUAAUCAAAUGGAAACUAUGGCACUAAUAAAUGAUUCACCACCAUUAACUACAAAUCAACAAAUUAUAAAUGAUAGAUCACCUUUUAAAGAGAAUAAAUUAUUAAAUACAUUCAAACCAUCAGUAAGUGAUUACCAGAUAAACGUUGAUAAACCACCAUUUCGAAAUGAUUGUCCGAUACCAAAUUUACCGUCAUCAUCAACAGAUGUAGUUAUAAAUAUUACGGCAAAACAAGAUACUUUGUUUGACGAUGAUGAUGAUCUUGAAGAUGAUUAUAUGCGUGAAUUAAAGAAACAAAAUGAAACCACCAUGCAAAAUUAUGAUGAGAGAAUUGAUCGAUUUGAAAACAACUUGGAACGAAUAUGUCAUGAAUUAGAACAAGUGCAGCAUAAUUUACAUCAACUGAAGACUGAAAAACAACAAAAAAAAGAAGAGUUUUUAAAUCUUUUAAAUGAACAUCGGCGUCUUCUAAAAGCAAAAAACUCAAGAAUAUUACAUAUAAAACAACUUCAUAUAAUAACACAAGAUAAUACACCAACCAUUUUACAUCAUGAUCUUUGUAAUGAUGAGAAUAUUUUUCAUAAUUAUUUUCAACAAACAAUUAAAAUUAGUUUUUACAAUUACAAAAAAUGA